Messenger RNA from Ictalurus furcatus (blue catfish), 2997 nucleotides. It is a transcript of the gene elovl4b, whose product is annotated as ELOVL fatty acid elongase 4b. NCBI's taxonomy places the organism in Eukaryota, Metazoa, Chordata, Actinopteri, Siluriformes, Ictaluridae. Gene Ontology annotation, biological process: fatty acid elongation, polyunsaturated fatty acid; sphingolipid biosynthetic process; fatty acid elongation, saturated fatty acid. The record is from RefSeq and is a predicted model, not a curated record. The transcript is spliced from 5 exons. Bases 587 to 1798 code for a protein of 403 amino acids. Gene Ontology annotation, molecular function: fatty acid elongase activity. Gene Ontology annotation, cellular component: endoplasmic reticulum; endoplasmic reticulum membrane.
UCCAUUUUCACUCUGUGCUGUAACACACACACACACACACACACACACACACACACACAAUGAAGCCUAUGAGUUCUAAUAUGUAAAUUAUGGUUGUACAUGAACCCAAGUGUGACGUGUCGUGAGUGGUCUGGCCAAAACAAAUGGGUUUUUUUUUACUUGAAGUUUUUUUUGGCUUUAAGUUUACGCUUCUUUGUGGUUUCUCAGUAAAAUGACAAGCUGCGAUUUUUUGUCUUAUUAACCUGAAGAGAGAGAAUAAAGAGAGGGAACGAAGAGAGAGAAUAAAGAGAGAGAAUAAAGAGAGAGAAUAAAGAGAUAGAAUAGUGAGAGCGAAUAGAGAGAGAGAGAGAAUAAAGAGAGAGAAUAAAGAGAGAAUAAAGAGAGAGAAUGAAGAGAGAGAAUGAAGAGAGGCUGGUGAGGGAACGAGUGUUUAUAGCUGCUAUAACGUAAACCAGAACACAACAAUAAUAACAGAUGACACUUUGUGGUGGUAACAGUAACUCCGCUUCAUCACUCCACCUCAUCGCUUUAUUCUUUUCUGUUUUCUCUUUUUCAUAAUUAUAGAAUAAUAAAAUAGAGUGUUGCCAUGGAUACGGUGCUUCACCUCAUCAAUGAUACAGCAGAGUUUUACAAAUGGAGCCUUACCAUAGCAGACAAGCGGGUGGAGCAAUGGCCGAUGAUGUCAUCACCCCUCCCAACACUGGGCUUUAGCGUGCUGUAUUUGCUCUUCCUGUGGGCGGGGCCUCGCUACAUGCAGCACCGGGACGCUUUCAAACUGCGCAAAACUCUCAUCAUCUACAACUUCAGCAUGGUGCUGCUCAACUUCUACAUCUGCAAAGAGCUGCUGUUGGGUUCCAGAGCGGCGGGAUACAGCUACCUCUGCCAGCCUGUCAACUACUCCAAUGACGGCAACGAAGUUAGGAUAGCAUCAGCUCUGUGGUGGUACUACAUCUCUAAAGGUGUGGAGUUUUUAGACACAGUGUUCUUCAUCAUGAGGAAGAAGUUUAACCAGAUCAGCUUCCUGCACGUCUACCACCACUGCACCAUGUUCAUUCUCUGGUGGAUUGGCGUCAAAUGGGUCCCCGGAGGCCAGUCGUUUUUCGGUGCGACUAUAAACUCGGGUAUCCACGUCCUAAUGUACAGCUACUAUGGUCUCGCAGCUGUUGGUCCGCACAUGCACAAAUACCUUUGGUGGAAGAAAUACCUCACUAUCAUUCAGAUGGUAAACACGCUCAUCACACGCUUACCACGUGCUUACCACACACUCACCACGCACUCAUCACUCACUCAGCACAUCCUCAUUACACACAAAUCACACAGUCAUUACAAACAUAUCUCAUUCUCCUCAAAAGUAUACUACACUCAUCACACAUUCAUCAUACACUCAUGCACACUCUCAUCCAAAUUCAUCCAUACUCAUCCCACACUCAUCCACACUGAUCACAAACACAUUCAUCACACAUUCAUCACAGACACUCAUCAUGCACUCAUCACACACACGUGUGUGUUACAGAUCCAGUUCCACGUCACUAUCGGUCAUGCGGCUCACUCGCUGUACUCCGGCUGCCCAUUCCCAGCAUGGAUGCAGUGGGCUCUCAUCGCCUAUGCCAUCACCUUCAUCAUCCUCUUUGCCAACUUCUACUACCAGACCUACCGCCUCCGGCCACGUUCUAAAUCACCCAAGAGCGCCUCCAACGGUGUCACCGAUUCCGCUAUGACGAAUGGAUCAGCGAGGUGUGUAGAGCACGUAGAGGAGAAUGGCAAGAAGCACAAGAAGGAACAAACAAAGAGGGAAUGAAGGAAGGAGAGAGGAGCGCUGGGAACUUUUCAUCGGUGGGAUUGUGGGGGUUUUAAAGGGGAGUAGUGUGUGUGUAGGCUGUUUGUUGAUGGGCUAGAUGGUGUUUACAAAACCGCUAACAAUGCUAAGUGUGUAACUGUUGGGGGGAAAAAAUAGAAAUGAUUCAGUCAGUCCCUCCAGGAUUCUGUGAUUUUGCGAUCACAGAAAUGAACGCAAAAUCAAGCAAACUCCACAAUAUUCGUAGGAGCUUGCAAUUUUUCUAAAUUACCGCAGAUUUUAUGUGAUGUCAUCACAACGAGCAUUCAACCAAACCCUCUUCGAACACGAGUACAGCUAAAAGGUCUCAUUUACCAACAAACAUGACUGCGAAACCGUGCAGAACAAUUCUGUUCGAUUGCGAUUUCGCAGAUUCAAGUAGUUUUCGGCAAAAAAACCUCCGUGAAAUCCUGUACGGACUGUUCAGUGCUGAUUGAGGGCUGCCAUUUCGCUGGAUUCCAUUUUUUAAAUUUAUUUAUAUUUAUUUAUUUCAGGGCAUGUGCUGAUCAUCUGUUUGUUAAUAUUUAUCACAAUAUGCACUCUGCGUGGAUCGACGUAAUCGUUCUCAGACAAUCCGUAACUCUACUGCUAAUCUGCCAUUUUUCAUUUAUUAUUGUAAAUAAUGAAAAAAAGUGUUAUGAAGAAUAAUUGCGAUAUGGAAAUGACAUCAGCACAUAAACGUUUAUUUAUCUAAAUCUCAGGAAACACAUCGAGAUCAAAAACAAAAAUAAACCAAAUGAAUUUAUAUCAGAUUCUACGCUCAUGUCUAAACACAACCUUAGACACCAUGUGAUAUUUAAAUAAUUUAGUGUCAUUAGAGACCCUGGUUUCCUUUAAUGUUUAUUCCAGUGUGUGUGUGUGUGUGUGUGUGUGUGUGUGUGUUAGGCUGCUUUACUACUAGCUGUUUUGUUCUACAGAAAAAAACAACACUGGCUAAAGCGCCUUCUCUGCUGAUGAGAAAGAACAUGUAAGAGUACAAGUUUCAGUAACGUACAAAUCUUCCAAAUCACAACAUGGGUAUGUUCACAAAGUACAGUUACUGAAAUAUUUCCCUGAUAACAGAGCACUGUUUUUGAUCGUAUCACGUAGCACAGUGAGUAUUGGAAACUUGACAUGCUGAAUAAUUUGUGUAAAUAACGACUUGUGAAGGCUGAGUGUGUGUG